AUGCGCCGCUCGAUCUUUUGCAUCGUUUCAAGGAGACUACACGUUACCAAAUCAUGUUCAUUCCCUACAGAUACUGGUCUUAACCACAGAUCGCGAUUUUCUACCGCGUUAACCCAUCGCCCUCUUUAUAAGCACAUCGAUGAUGUCGAAAGCCUCGACUACUAUCGGCCAGGAGGCUAUCACCCGAUUCAGAUCGGCGACGUAUUUUGCGCCCGGUAUCGCAUUGUGCACAAGCUCGGCUACGGCAGCUACUCGACCAUCUGGCUAGCUAGGGACGAGAACAAGGCCCGUUAUGUCGCUAUCAAAGUAGGCAUAGCUGAAUGUGACUUGAAAGACGGCGAAGUGCUUGGUCAAAUUUCUGCCUCUGCAGUCAAAGAUGUAGUAUUUGGCAGCAACCUGAUCCCCUUGGUACUGGAUCGCUUCAGCAUUGACGGGCCGAACGGGACACACCCAUGCCUCGUCACUGCGCCGGCAGGGUGUAGUCUUGUUGAUUCAUUGCAGGCCGCGGACAGUAGUCCCUUCCAACUCAAUGUCGCCAGGUCUAUGGCGGCCCAGCUCGCAAUGGCGAUCUCACAUGUCCAUGAGAAACGCUACGUUCACGGGGAUCUUCAUAUGGGAAACAUACUUCUCAGGUUACCGAACUAUGACAGCCUUUCGCCCGAGCAACUCUACGACAAGUUCGAUGCGCCGGAACCCGAGGCUGUCAUCAGGGCCGACAAUCAGCCGAUAUCGUCACCAAAUAUCCCUACCUACGUCUAUGCCCCAACGUGGCUCGGGAGACCGAGUGACGAGAUCGCCCUCGAUGAGGCCAAGAUCAUGCUCACCGACUUCGGCACGGCAUUUCAGCCCGCACUGGAAGAGAGGUUCGAUUCGUACACACCUCUCCAGAUGCGACCUCCUGAAAUUCGAUUCGAACCGACAAAGUCUUUAUCAUAUGCAUCUGACGUCUGGAGUCUUGGAUGUGCGAUCUGGGCGGUUCUUGGAGUAAAGUCGCUUCUUGAUAGCUGGUUAAUCGGGCUGGAUGACGCCACGAUAGACCAGAUUGAUUUUCUUGGACCGCUCCCAGACGAGUGGUGGGAGGCGUGGGAGCGGAGGGAGAGAGCUUUCAUCAGCAAUGGAGUACCUAAGGAGGGGAGGGAAGUUCGGACUCUCGAUCAACGGUUUCAAGAUGCGAUCCAGGCGCCAAGGCAAAGAAGAGGAAUGCAGGGGAUGGAUGAAGAAGAGAGGGAUGCUCUCCUACAGAUGAUAAGGGACAUGCUUGUUUUCAGACCGGGCGAUCGCCCGAGUGCACGCCAAGUCCUGCAGACGGAGUGGAUGAGGAAGUGGGCAAUCCCUGAAGCUGAGAAGACAUGGGGGCGAAGGUUCCCCUAA
Molecule: messenger RNA, 1371 nt
Organism: Thyridium curvatum
Lineage: Eukaryota; Fungi; Ascomycota; Sordariomycetes; Thyridiales; Thyridiaceae
Exons: 1
Coding region: 1-1371 (456 amino acids)
Biological process (GO): protein phosphorylation
Molecular function (GO): ATP binding; protein kinase activity
Source: RefSeq, a predicted model, not a curated record